Messenger RNA from Teleopsis dalmanni, 2022 nucleotides. Its product is annotated as esterase E4-like. The record is from RefSeq and is a predicted model, not a curated record. The transcript has 5 exons. The coding region runs from base 290 to 1996 and encodes 568 amino acids. Lineage: Eukaryota; Metazoa; Arthropoda; Insecta; Diptera; Diopsidae.
GUUGCGGCUUCUAGAUUUGUAAAAAAAUAUUUUAAUUGUGGCAAUGUAUUUAAGAUAAUUUGUUUUGGAACAAUUCUGCAAAAUGUCUUCAGAGUUUGAAAAAGAAUUUUUUGUUUCAAUGCUCUUGUAACAAUAUAAAUGACAACUAAAAUGCGUUUUUAUCAUGAGAGGUACAAGGGGAGGUGAAGCUAAUAUAGUUUGUGUGAUAGUUUUCUCUCACACUUUAGUAAUCAAAUCAUAAUCCAAGAUAAUUAUAAAUACAGUAUUUAACCUCAUUAAAACACGAAAAAUGUUUAUUAAGUGUUUACCAGUUCUUAGAGUUAACAUCAGGUACUUAUCCACACAAAAGUACAGAGAGAUGAUCAAAGUUCAAAUAAAACAAGGAACACUUGCUGGAUUUCAGAAAUUAUUGCCCAAUGGAAAACCAUUUAAUAGUUUUCAAGGUAUACCAUAUGCAAAGCCACCAGUUGGAACACUUAGAUUUAAGUCACCUGUGGCGCUUGAAAAAUUUGAAGUACAAGAAUUGGAUUGUUCUAAAGAACGCGACAUAUCACAUCAUCGGGAUCCUUUUCUUCAAAAAAUUGUUGGUUCAGAAAACUGUCUCCAUUUAAAUGUCUAUGCGCCUCAAUCAGCUAAUGAAAAACAGUUACCAGUUAUGGUUUGGAUACAUGGUGGUGGCUUCUGGUUUGGUAGUGGAAACAGUGAUUUUUUCUAUCCAUUGAAAUUAAUGGAACAUGAUGUUAUUGUUGUCACAAUUAAUUACCGUUUAGGAGCAUUGGGAUUCUUAAGUUUACCCGAGGAAGGCAUCUACGGUAAUGCUGGAUUAAAAGAUCAACGUCUUGCUUUGCAAUGGGUACAGGAGAAUAUUGCAAAAUUCAAUGGUGAUCCAAAUAAUGUAACUAUAUUUGGUGAAAGUGCAGGAGCAGCUUCUGUUCAUAUGCAUUCUUAUGCCGAUCAUGCAAAUAAAUACUUUCACAAAAUUAUAAUGCAAAGUGGUACUGCUAAUAUGGAAUGGUCAUUUCAAUUAAAUCCGGGCUAUAAAACCCGACAAUUAGCUAAGUUAUUAGGUUGUGAGUCGAAUAAAACAAGUGAUAUACUAGCAUUUUUGCAAUCAAAUGCAGUGACUGCUGAUAGAAUAUUAGCUUGCACACUUGGCGUACUAACAGAAGAUGAACGGCGGCGUGGUCUUCCAUUACCCUUCAAGCCAGUAGUUGAAGAUAAAAAUAGUCCUGACAUAUUUAUCAAAAAACCUAUAUUAAAAAGCUUACAGGAAAUGAAUGUAGUGAAGGUUCCAACUAUAAUGGGCUAUAAUUCUGCCGAAGGUUUAGCUAUGUUAGUUAAUGCAUUACGUAAAUUAAAUGCUAUAGAAAAUGACUUAGAACGGUUUGUACCACGUGAUAUACCAUUGCAAGUAUAUACUCCUGGUAUUAAAGCCAUUGCUAAGGACAUGCGAGAUUUUUAUUUUAAAGGUGGGAUUAUAAAUGAAAAAUCCUUAAAUGAACUCACUAAUGUAUUGAGUGAUUAUCACUUUGUUGUUGACAUGCAGCGUGCUGCAGAGUGUCAAGCUCGUUAUCAAUCGAAUGCACCAUUAUUUUUUUAUCGCUUUAAUUAUGUUGGUGACCACAAUAUGUACAAACGAAUAUUCCAAUUUGAAGCACUUAAUGGAGCUUGUCAUGGCGAUGAAUUAUGUUAUAUGUUCCAAACAGCUGGUGAUAAAGCAACUUUAGCACCGGAUGAUGAAAUAUUUGCCAAUAAGUUGUGUCAGCUUUGGACAAAUUUUGCAAAAUAUGGAAAACCAACUACUGAUGACGCAAUCAACUGGAAACCAGUGACAUGUCCCAAAACGGAAAAUAGUGAAUUCGAAUUAGAUUACUUGUCUAUUGAUAAACAAUUUGAAAUGAAAAAAAAUCCUGAAGAAAACCGUAUGAAUUUCUGGCGCAAAAUCUAUCAAAAUUAUAAUAGAAUCGAUUAUUCUAGGCUUAGCGCUAAACUUUAAUAUCAAAUUAAAGUGAAUAAGAAAAG